AUGGACAGGACCAAUCGGACAGAGAUUGAGUUCAUUCUACAGGGACUUUCUGAGUACCCAAGAGCCGAAAAACUCCUUUUUGUGAUGUGCUUGGUGAUGUACCUGGUAAUCCUCCUGGGGAACAGCACAUAGAUCAUCCUCACUCUCCUGGAUUUCUGCCUUCACACCCCUAUGUACUUCUUCCUUGGUAAUCUUUCCUUCCUUGACAUUUGGUACACAUCCUCCUUUAUCCCCUCAUCGCUGAUACACUUUCUAUCAGAGAAAAAAACCAUCUCCUUCACUAGAUGUGUUGUUCAGAUGUCUGUCUCUUACACUAUGGGGUCUACAGAGUGUGUGCUCCUAGCAGUGACGGCAUAUAACUAUUAUGUAGGCAUCUGCAUCCCUUUGAGAUACACCAUCAUCAUGAGCAAGGCACUUUGUAUUCAGAUGGCAGCUCCCUCCUGGGGAUUGGGCUUUCUCAACUCAUUGACAGAAACAAUUGUAGCAAUACGGUCACCCUUCUGUGGAAAAAAUGUCAUCAAUCAUUUUGUUUGUGAAAUAUUGGCUUUUGUCAAGCUGGGUUGCACAGAUAUUUCCUUGAAUAUGAUUACUAAAAUGUUGAGCGAUGUAAUAUUUUUGUUUGCUCCAUUACUGUUGGUCUCCUACAUUUUCAUCCUUUCUACUGUACUAAGAAUCAAUUCAGCUGGGGGAAGAAAAAAGGCUUUUUCCACCUGCUCAGCCCACGUAACAGUGGUGACUGUGUUUUAUGGGUCAAUCCUCUUAAUGUAUAUGAAGCCAAAUUCCAAAGACUCUGCUUCUGACAAACUGAUUGCCCUGUUCUAUGGAGUAGUCACACUCAUGCUCAAUCCUACCAUGCUCAAUGACUGA
This is a messenger RNA of Balaenoptera musculus (blue whale), 867 nucleotides long. Its product is annotated as olfactory receptor 13D1-like. Lineage: Eukaryota; Metazoa; Chordata; Mammalia; Artiodactyla; Balaenopteridae. Gene Ontology annotation, biological process: G protein-coupled receptor signaling pathway. Gene Ontology annotation, molecular function: olfactory receptor activity. The record is from RefSeq and is a predicted model, not a curated record. Gene Ontology annotation, cellular component: membrane.